Molecule: messenger RNA, 870 nt
Organism: Trypanosoma grayi
Lineage: Eukaryota; Euglenozoa; Kinetoplastea; Trypanosomatida; Trypanosomatidae
Product: putative mitochondrial carrier protein
Exons: 1
Coding region: 1-870 (289 amino acids)
Biological process (GO): iron import into the mitochondrion
Cellular component (GO): mitochondrial membrane
Molecular function (GO): ferrous iron transmembrane transporter activity
Source: RefSeq, a predicted model, not a curated record
AUGUCGGCGGAUAAUACCCCCGUGAUGUAUGCUGACGACGUGCCUGUCGCGAGCCACUUCUACUUAAGUCCCGUAGAGCUAGUCUCUGGGAGUGUCGCUGGCUUCGUUGAACACUUCGCCAUGUUUCCCUUCGACACCGUCAAGACACGCGUGCAGAGCGGGUGCUCAUCAAAUAUUGUCUCAGCGAUGCGGUGCAUGUGGCGAACAGAGCGGCUCACACAUUUCUACCGUGGAUUUUUUCCUGUCAUUGUUUCUGCGGUCCCGUCACAUGGUGUAUACUUCGGUAUGUACGAGGCAGCGAAACGUGUGUUCGGGGAAGAGUCUAAUGCGGAAAUUGUGGCCUCGGCAAGCUGUGCUGUUGCGGCUCAUGACACCAUAGCCACGCCAUUCGAUGUUGUGAAGCAGCGGAUGCAGAUGGAUGGGAAUAGGCAGUUCAGGUCCUCACUCCAGUGCUGCAGGCAGAUUAUGGCAGAGGACGGCACCCGGGCCUUCUUUCUAUCGCUCCCUACAACGAUCGCAAUGAAUGUGCCACAUUUUGCGACAUAUUGGAUGGUCUACGAAGGCUUCCUGGCGCACUUGGGUGGCGAGCGGCGCGACAAGGAGAACGAACUGGCGGUGGACUACGUUGUGGCCGGCCUACUGGCCGGGACGGCAGCCUCCUUCAUAUCCUCUCCGUUUGAUGUUGUCAAGACGCAGCUGCAGUUGGGUCACGAGAGGAACUUUGCGACGGCCUUCCGUAAUAUUCUGUGCCGCCGGGGCAUCGGCGGUUUGUUUGCUGGUGUCUCUGCAAGAAUAAUGUGCACGGCCCCUUCCGGGGCGUUGACAAUGAUCACAUACGAAAUGACAAAAAAGUUUCUGAUGGGUUUAUAA